AUGUCAAGAUGGGCCGCCAGAGCAAGCUACAAGGCCGCCUCAUUGGCCUCUGCCCCGCGCUUCAGCCUCGCGCCCCUCGCCAAAGCAACAUCCUUCCUGUCUCGGGCACAUAGGCAACCCCUCUCCACGGUACGACGUGUCAUGGUCUCGUCUUCACCGUCUCCUCUCACCAGACUAUCAAUUGUCCAAAGACAUCUCAGCAUGAACGCUCAAGAAAUCAAGAACUUCCUGGCGGAUUCGCCUCCAAGCACUGUCAACCUCGAAAUCAAGAAGCACUUUGACGCGCUGACCGACCAGCAAGCUCGCUAUGCACACUACAUAAGCAGAGCUGCCUUCACUGGAACUAGAAUCACCCUCCGUCAAGUCUCCCCAGAAUCCGAAAGCAUCUACGACUUCAUAGUCGAGCUAUACAAAUUUACAAAUGGCGACUGGAAGGCUUUGCAGGAGAAGGCUGGUAUUACGAAUGAAGAACUGCAGCAGUUCCUCGAAUACUCGACUCAGUUUUUAGGCAAUUGUGGUAACUACAAGGGCUUUGGAGAUGCCAAAUUCGUUCCACGAUGCAGCGAGAAAGUCUUUGAUUCUUUGGCUACUACUGCCCCUAAAGCUGCGGAACAUUACAAGGCAACAAAUGGAGCUAUUUUCUCAAGUGACAAUUCUGGAAUUAUGCACUUAGGAUACCUAGAGGAUGGACAUAUGACAACUUACUAUCCCGACUCCAAAGGAAUCACGAAGGCAGAAAUUGGAGCUGUGUCUGAUUUCAUGGCCAAGAUCGGGCUGCUUGUGGAAAACACUCGACUGAGAAAGAAUCCAGACGGAAACUUUGAAUUGUUGAUUGCAUCGGCAGUAACUAAAGUUCCCGCAGCUGGUGGAGAUGUUGGCACGACCACAGAGUUCGAUCUUGAAGCCGAUGUGGUAAAGGGUAAGAAGCUAAAGUUGGUGUACGGUGAUUAUUCCAAGGAGAUGGCUCUCAUUACCGAGUAUCACAAGAAGGCUGCCGAAAACUCUGCCAACGAGAAUCAAAAGAAGAUGCAACUUGCCUAUGUCAAGUCCUUCGAAGAGGGUUCUCUUGAGGCUUUCAAGGAUGCGCAGAGAUACUGGAUCAGAGAUAAAGGUCCCAUGGUUGAAUCCAACAUCGGGUUCGUCGAGACUUAUCGGGAUCCUCAUGGUGUUCGUGGAGAAUGGGAAGGUUUUGCGUCUAUGGUGAAUCUGGAACGCACAAGAGCAUUUGGGUCCCUCGUUGAUGCUGCCGAAGCGAUGAUCCCAAAGCUUCCGUGGUCAACUGAGUUUGAGAAGGACAAAUUCCUGAGCCCCGAUUUCACCAGUUUGGAGGUGUUAUCUUUCGCUGGGUCUGGAAUUCCGGCAGGAAUUAAUAUCCCAAAUUACGAUGAUAUCCGUCAGUCAGAAGGGUUCAAGAACGUCAGCCUGGGCAACGUUCUCAGUGCCAAGGCACCCAACGAGAAGAUUCCAUUCAUCUCUGAGGCCGACCUUCCCAUAUACCAGAAAUACCGUGAUGCUGCUUUCGAGGUCCAAGUCGGCAUCCAUGAACUUCUAGGUCACGGCACCGGAAAGCUUCUACAGGAGACAGAGCCCGGCAAGUUCAACUUCGAUCCUAAGAAUCCACCCAUCAGUCCUAUUACCAACAAGCCAGUCACCACCUACUACAAACCAGGACAGACAUGGGGCUCGGUAUUCGGCAGCGUGGCAUCAAGCUAUGAGGAGUGUCGAGCUGAGACUGUUGCCAUGGCCCUGUCUUGUGAUUUCGAGAUUCUCAAGAUUUUUGGCUUUGGAGAUGGCUCACCAGAUAUGGAUGGAGAAGCUGGAGACGUACUGUACGCAGCUUAUCUCUCCAUGGCUCGCGCUGGAGUUGCAUCGCUCGAGAUGUGGGAUCCAAAGUCCAGACGCUGGGGUCAAGCACACUCUCAAGCUCGAUUCAGUAUCUUGAAGUGUUUCCUCGAUGCACCAGACGACUUCUGCAAGCUUGACUACAAGAACGAGGAUCUUUCAGAUCUUACAAUCAAGCUUGACCGAAGCAAGAUCACCACAGUCGGACGAAAGGCUGUCGAGUCGUACUUACAGAAGCUUCACAUCUACAAGUCAACAGCUGAUUUGGAGGCCGGUACUGCUCUAUAUGCUGAGAUGACCGAGGUAGAACCUAAGUGGUGGGGUGAGACGCUCAGAAAUGAGGUCCUGAGGAACAAGCAACCAAGAAAGGUUUUCGUGCAGGCCAACACAAUACUUGACGGGGCAAGUGGAAAGGUUUCGUUGGUGGAAUAUGAGCCUACCUUGGAGGGUAUGAUCAAGAGCUAUGCGGAGAGAAAUGUCUGA
This is a messenger RNA of Cadophora gregata, 2325 nucleotides long. RefSeq lists its product as uncharacterized. Gene Ontology annotation, cellular component: cytoplasm. NCBI's taxonomy places the organism in Eukaryota, Fungi, Ascomycota, Leotiomycetes, Helotiales, Ploettnerulaceae. Bases 1 to 2325 code for a protein of 774 amino acids. The record is from RefSeq and is a predicted model, not a curated record. Gene Ontology annotation, molecular function: metalloexopeptidase activity; dipeptidyl-peptidase activity. The transcript has 8 exons. Gene Ontology annotation, biological process: proteolysis.